This is a messenger RNA of Adelges cooleyi (spruce gall adelgid), 1917 nucleotides long. RefSeq names its product conserved oligomeric Golgi complex subunit 8 (gene Cog8). The coding region runs from base 186 to 1799 and encodes 537 amino acids. The record is from RefSeq and is a predicted model, not a curated record. Gene Ontology annotation, biological process: intra-Golgi vesicle-mediated transport. The transcript is spliced from 9 exons. Gene Ontology annotation, cellular component: COG complex. Lineage: Eukaryota; Metazoa; Arthropoda; Insecta; Hemiptera; Adelgidae.
CGACAAACUAUACCAUUAGCUGAUAUUUUGUUCCUAUUCGUUUUUCAAUUAAAUAUUUUUUUCUAAUAUUAUAAUUACUGACUACCUAUUUGUUUUGUUUUUUUAUUAUUUACGUUUUAAAAUACAAUUUUUUUCCUAAUACUCAUAUUCUAACUCAUAAUAAUUGUAAUACAACAAUAUCCACGAUGGACGACGGACAACUAACGGAAUUAUUGUUCCCAGACGGCGUACCCGAGGAUUUUAAAAAUCUACCAAACAUUAAAAAUUAUUUACAACAUCUCGGAACGUGUACAGCCGAGCAACUAAAUAAAGAACCGAAAUUUUUGGAAGACAAAAACGCCGUCAUGGCUCAACAAAUAAAAGACUUAGCCUUAAAGAACUACAAAACAUUUGUAAAGACAUCGCACUGUUACGAGUCUGUUUGUAGUGAAUUUGACGUUACUCAGAAGAAAACCAUUGAUUUAGAUAAUAAACUAUCGACACUUAAAUUAGAGUGUCAAGAAAUGCUACAUCAGUGGGCCGACGUCAAAGAAAAACGUAACCGAAAUACUUUGGCGAUGGUUUGGAAUUCUCGUAUUAUGCAUCACGCUCUCGAGCUUCCGCAACUUAUGCUGUCGUGUGUGCAGAAUAAGCUGUACGACGAAGCUUUAAAACUGGCCGAACACGCUAGACUUCUACCUUGUACUAUUCCAGCCGUAAAAUUGUUGCACGAAGAAGUCGAAAAACACCGGUCGACACUGUUAUUAGCGCUGUAUCAAGAACUGAGGACCGAUUUAGAGUUACCGCAUUGCAUGCGCAUUGUUCGCCUGUUGAGGACUACCAAACAAAUCAACGAAGAACAACUCGCAAUUAAAUUUUUACAAACUAGAAACUCUUGGUUUAACGAAAAAUUACAAAACAUAACCAACGAUAGCUAUAGUCAACAUCUUUUAAGAACUGUUGAAGUGUCACGAGCCUGUCUUACCAAUAUAGCGACACAAUACAACCUGAUAUUCUGUUCCGAAGAUCAUUCUUCAGCUAUCGGGUCGUCAAAGCUACUAUUUUAUUAUUCGUGGGCCAACCAAAAGAUUUGCCAGUUUAUUGAAACUCUUAAAAACGAUUUACCUCUAUGUGCUCCAUCGUCGUUAGAAACGAUUUUCACACAGUGCAUGUAUUUUGGCCAAUCGAUGGGACACAUCGGAGCCGAUUUCAGGGGUCUCAUUUCUCCGGUCUUUGUCGAUGUUACUGUCAAGAGAUUCAAAGAACUAUUGAAAAACUCCGAAAAAACAUGGCAAACGGACUUGCAGACGUUUCUGCAGUCUAGUAUAAGACAUGUCAGAAUGAAUCAAACUCACGACGACGUUGAUGACAUCCCGUCGCCAGUGUUUGAGUAUUAUCCUUUGGCGAAGUUCUGUAAUAGCGUGAUGAGCGCUCUGAACGAUCUUGGAGAAUAUGCACCUUACGCAGCCGCCGACGAAAUCACCAAAUGCUUACACGCCACUUUGUACAAUGCCUCGCGUGCUUUGUAUACGAUGUAUUGCCAAAAAGACUUUAAAGCGUAUCAGCAAAAUGAAAAAAAAGUUUUCGGACGAUUGUGCGUUUGUUUUUCGUUUGACGUCGUGCCUUACGUACAAAGAUGUCUGCACAAAGUCUACGAGCCAGCCAGUAUAGCGGCCUUUAUCGGAGUCACUACGACGUUGCUUCAAAAAGAGAACCUGACCUAUAUUGAUACCAAUGUCAUAAACGAACCCAUCAAGGAGUUACUGAACGAAUUUGGAGCGGAACUCUCUCUGGAAAAUACGACCUCCUCCUCCUCUUAAUAACUACAAUGUACCAAGACUUAUAUAUGUAUAAAGAAACACACACACAAUAUUAUUAUAGUAUUAUUUUUAUAGAUAUGUUAUUUAAUAUAAAUAUAUUAUGUUUGUAACGCAUCGA